Amoebophrya sp. A25 is the source of this 490-nucleotide messenger RNA. NCBI's taxonomy places the organism in Eukaryota, Dinophyceae, Syndiniales, Amoebophryaceae. The record is from the annotation of a GenBank genome assembly.
CCGCAAACUGAUGCUGAGGUAAAAACUGAGCAAAAAUUAGAAGUUAGGUGAAGGAAUUGUAACCUUUCUCAACAAACAUGGUGAACAUCAAGUAACCUCUAAUACUAAUAUGCUGAUGUUGUCUCUCAUUUGAUCUUAUGAGCGCCAUAAUUUUCUUUGCACUUUUUUAAUAAAUAAAUGGCCUUACUUAGAACGCGCCACUUCGCGCGGCGUUUCACUUUCAUUACAAAUGUGCUGACUGUGUAAUAAAUAAUUGCUCAUCUGGAUCUCUCUGCCUGACUUCUAGCUAGGUUUUUUUUGCUAGAUUCAAAAUCCGAAUGACCCAUCCUACCUGUGCUUUGUUUCAGGCAGAAAACAGCGGAUCUUUGACCGGUAGGCCUGCCGAAGAGGAAGAUUUGAGCAAGCUGCAAAGUUUGAGCACGGUUUCGCUUUUGGACUCGCAUGCACUCGCAGAGGCUACUGAAUUUUACGAACCGGACCUGAGUCUCAC